AUGGCCCAUAUGCACCAGCUCGCCCGACAGUGGAUCCAGUCUCGAACCAUUUACCCGGCCGGCCCGCUGGCGGAAACCACGAAGAGCCAUACCCUUUGUGGCGUCACAGCAGCAUCCCCUCUCUCUCUCUCUCUCUCUCUCUCUCUCCUCCCAAAUCGGCCGCUCCGUCUACCCCGAAGUUCGGUGGGAUCUCCACGCGAUCGACCUCUGUGGCGGCGCCAGGACGAGGAGGGCUCGACCCCCACACUGGCGAAGGCGAGUCGCGGGGGGACGGAUCGGAGCCCGAGAGGUCCAAUGGCGACCCCAUCCCCGCAAGCGUUGGCGCAGAUCAAGUCCGCCGCCAGGAAGCUCCCCGUGAAGCGCAGAACGCCCGAUCCCGCCGUGCCUCGGUCCUCCGGCGCCGCGACCGUCAAGACCGAGGGUGAGGGGGACGAGUUCGAGGACGAGGAAGAGGAGGAGGAGGAGGAGGAGGAAGGGGAGGGGAGGGUCGCCGGCGACGGGCCCCCGUUCAAGUUCCAGCGGAUAUGGUCGGAGUCGGACGAGAUCCGGUUCUUGCAGGGUCUGCUGGCCUGCAACACUCAGGGCAUGACCUUCCCCCGCGACCUCAAUCUCUACUUUGAUCGUUUCUCCGAGACGAUGAGUCAGCCCUACACCCGCUCUCAGCUCUCAGAGAAGCUCCGCCGCCUCCGGAAGAAGUUCCGAUCCCACUCUGUGCGCGUCUCACGCGGCCUCGACCCCUCGGGCCUCUCCCCUCACGACCGCGACCUCUUCCACCUCUCCACCCUCCUUUGGGAUCCCGCCUUCGCCGUCUCCUCCCCCUUCGGCUCCUCCACCGGUUCCGUCCCCGGCAACAAGCGCCGUCGGCAUAUCCCCGUCGGAAAGGCCAUGGUUGGUGCCCCUUCGAGCCCUCCUCGUCCUUCUGCCGUAGGUGCUGCUCCCUCUUCAUCUCCUCCCCUUGGCCCCCCCAAUGGGAAGCGUGCUGGAGAUUUAGGCAGCGGGUCAAGGGAGGAUCAUGAGUCCCCAUUGAACCUAGAGAAGCUCUUCGUUGAUGACCGCAGCGGGCUGGGGCAAAUGACGGCUAUGAUGGCCUUGGAUGUGUUUGAUAGUUGCCUCAGAGAUGUUAGGGCAACGCUUGUUCGCCGAGGUCUGCUUCACUCCGAUCAAAAUCUGAGAACUGGUGUUGAGCGCGAUCUGUCCAAGAGGUGGCGGGAGCAGCGCGUGGCCGAGUUGGAUGUGCUGGCGCGCCGCUUGCGCCUGACUCUCGGGCAAGCUGUCGAAGAGUGA
Spirodela intermedia is the source of this 1284-nucleotide messenger RNA. NCBI's taxonomy places the organism in Eukaryota, Viridiplantae, Streptophyta, Magnoliopsida, Alismatales, Araceae. The record is from the annotation of a GenBank genome assembly.